AUGGACGGAGCUGAGAGGAUCAUCCAGCGUCUGCUGCUGGAGGCCAAAGCUUACAGGGACCGGUCAUCUUUCCUGAACCUCCAUGACUCUCCUGCCGUGUCAGGUACGUAUCCUUUGGAUUAUCCCCUGCAGGCUUCUUAUGAGCGGAGUGUCCCCACACUCCCAGUAGUGGGCGCUGUGCACACAGUGCCACUUCCCCUGCAGAUAUUGGACCAUUUUGACCCCAUGCAAAACCCUGAUUGCAUGAUGGGGGUGUUCCCUGAGAUCAGCCAGGCUUGGCUGGUCAUUAACAGUCAUUUCUUCCUCUGGAAUUUCCAGAAUGGAAGAAAUCUUAUUUCUUUUGAUGGACUCAGGGACAGUAUACUGUGUGCUGGACUAGUAAGACCUAAAGAAGGUCUCCUCCAGCCACACAUUGCUUAUCUCCUAGUCAUUGCCACUCCUGUCCAAGUGGUUAUGCUGGGAGUCACCGUGACCAGUCUACAGACUGGAGACCUCCAUAACAGGACCACCGAGGAAAUCCAGCUACUGACAGAGCCCAUGUAUUUAGCCGCCGCAGAUGACAUGUACAUCUCUGUGACCGGCACACACAAUGGGCGCAUCUUUCUGUCAGGCCACUCUGGAUCCUUGUAUGAAGUGGUCUACCAGGCUAAAGCCGGCUGGCUUAGCCCCAAAAGCUGGAUCAUAAACCAUUCUAAGGGCAUGGCCUCUGUGCUUCUCACAUCCAUGCGCUUAACCAAAUACGACCCCAUUGCUCAGGUUGCUGUUGAUAACAGCCGUAACAUCUUGUAUACCUUCUCUGAGAAUGGGGUGCUACAGGUUUAUGACUUGGGACAAGAUGGUAAUGGGAUAAGAAAAGUGACAUCAAUAUCCCAGGAUACCAUCGUCUCAUCUGCUACAGACAUUGCCAAGACGGUGGAUGAUUCGGCAUUCAAGCCCAUUGUACAGAUUGCAGUCAUUGAGGAAUCAAAAUCUGCAGUUUGUCACUUAGUGGCUGUUACUCGUGCCGGUGUCCGCCUCUACUUCACCACUGCACCAUUACAGCAGCCCACAGCCCAGCCCUGCGGGUUGACCUUGGUGCAUGUUCGCAUGCCUCCUGGAUUUACAUCCUCUGCCUCAGUGGAAAAGCCAUCAAAUGUCCAUAAAGUGCUUUACAGCGAUGGUGUUUUCCUGAUGGCAGCUUCUACCGAUGAUGACUGUAAUCUUUUAUGGUGCAUCAACCAUGACCCCAAGCGAUUUCAGUUGUCACCAAUGGAAAUGCAUUCUAAAGUGCCCAUGGACGGUUAUUCCUGCGCACUUGCAUCUUUUACUGACUCUUCUACAACGAUGGAAAGACGCACAUUUCCAGCCAAGAAAUUUGUUGUGCUCUCUGCUUAUGGAAGCCAUAUUUUCUCUAUGGUCACACCAGUGGAGCAGCUUCAACAUCUUGUCUGCACUUAUGAAGAUGGAGGUGAACAGAACAUUGAGCAAUUCUUCAAACUGUACCAACGAGAUCAGGCUUGUGCAGUUACUUUACAGCUUGCUUGUUCUACUUUUUCCUCUGAACGGAAGCUGUCUGUCUGGGCUACACAGGCAUUUUUCAGUUAUGGAGGAAUAGCACCGGUGAAAAUGAACCCUUCACUUGCUCCUCACAAUAACAUCAGGGCAAUCUUUUAUUCCUCUAUACCUGUUGGGCCACCCUUGCACACUGGUAACCAGGCACUAAAUCUGAGUUUCCUGGCUUCACUUGGUCAACCUUGCUAUUUGCCAGUGAUUAUUUUUUCUGCAGGACACAAUGGUAUCUACAUCCACUUUACCAGAAUUAUUCAGAGCAUCUGGGAUAAAGAACUUACAGCUGAGAGGAAAUUCAAGGUGGAGAACUGCGAUGUCACUGAGAUUCAUAGCAGAGUCUCCAGUCAAGUUCUGAAAUCUGUUCUACAGGACCUUGGAGUUUUACAAGAGUUUCUGGAUAGGAACUUUCAGUUUGGAACAGGCUCCCUCCAAGACAUCAGAUGCAGAUAUAAAAGCACGAUCCCUCAUGGCAACAGGGUAACCACUGGCACAAGGCAGAAGCUAAAGAACAUUGGAGAUCAUCAAGAACUACAUGACAAGCCCCAGUCAGCAGAGAUAACUUCAAUUCAAGAACUUCACCAGCUGGUCAGAAAGUCUAUUCAAAUCUUAGCACUUUGGAAUCUGCUCUGUGGGAGCCACUUUCACCAGGUGGUGUCUGAGCUUCACACGGUGUUGCAGGAGCAGCUGAAAAAAACUACCUUUAAAGAUCUACUCCUCCGGAACCAAGAGUUGACCAGAGCUCUUAUUUCAUCAUUGAUCACCUGGCAUAUCCGACACAACUUACAGGUAGAUGAAGUCAUUUCUUCCCUGCAACGAGCGUGCCCACUAUUUUACAGCACUGAGGAUGCCAUCUUCACCAAGGCAAAUCUACAAAGGUCCCUUCAAGCUCAGAACAAGCAUGAUAAAGACCAAAUGCUGCGAGUGUCAUUGCAGGAGUACAAGAAAGUAGGUCACCUGAUUGACUUGGCGAACAUUUGUGGCCAGUACAGACAAGAACAUUUUUAUGAAGGUGUAGUGGAUCUCUGCCUGGCAUCUGCUGAGAAAAAGGACCCAGCAGGACUUGGAUUGCUCUUUCUGAGGAACGGUAAGCCCAAAGGGGACGCAGCAGGAUUACAAGCAUCUGAAGAUAGGACGUUCUGCUACAAAAUCAUCCUUGAUUCACUGCAAGAGGUGGUCAACCAAAUGAAAUAUCCUCCACCUACAGCACCCCUGAAGCUAGACCCUGGACAUCAUUUGAAACAAAUACUGAUAGUGUCUCAGCGUUCUUCAGAUGAAUUCUUCCACAUAGUCCUAUUCAACUGGCUUAUACAAGCUGAUCUCACAGACAUCCUGGUAGAGCUGAAAUCACCUUUUCUGGAGGCUCAUUUGCUGCAUAUAUCUAACCGCCGUGAAAACCAAGUGGCCACCAUGAAUUUAUUAUAUCGCUACUAUCAGAAGAAUGGAAACUACAUCAGUGCAGCCAGGGUGAUGGCGAAACUUGCAGUCAUUGACAACACCGCUGUGACUCUUAAAAGAAGGAUUGAAUACUUAUCUAGAGCCAUCUUGAGUGCCAAAACCACCAACAGCAUGGAUGUACCCGCUCAAGAUAAAGAAUUCAUCCAUGAGCUUGAAGACUACUUGGAUGUCGCUAAAAUACAGCUUGAAAUCCAGGGGACCUUAAGUAGACAAUUCUCACAUCUUUCCUCAACACAAAAGUCUGUGGCACAGCUCGAUUCAGAAAUAAUGGACCUUACAGAGCUCUAUGAAAAAUUUGCACACCCAUUCCAACUUUCCGAGUGCAAGCUUAAAAUCAUUCAAUGUGCGGAAUGUUUUUCUGAUGUCUUCUUGGUGAAGAAUAUAUGGAAAGAAAUCAUACAAAGAGAAUUGAAGGACAGCGUAAAGAUGGCUGCUGCUGACAGGAUGCAAAUGCUGAGCCUGAAGCUGAUUUCACUGGGCAAGAUCUUCUCCAGCACCCCCAGGUGCUUUCCGGUCAGGUUUUUGGUGAAUUACCUGGAACAACAAGUCUGCACCUUGGAUUGGCCUGCGGGGUUUGUAACAAAGACAAUGCUGGAAAUGACUGUGCUUCUUCCCAGAUUAUUUGCAGUAUACGAUGACCUGUUCAGAUAUAGGAAUGACUUUUGGACUGAGAUGAAGAACUCUUUACAUCUGGCAGAAUGUAUUCAUGGACUGCUAUCUGGAUAUGUCAAUGGAAUUAUUACAGUUCCGGUCCUUGAAAGGCAUCAGUUUAACACCACCUGUGUGAGUGCCAUCUCUUCAUAUCUGGUAGAGCUUCAGUCCAUGGACCCCACACCUGCAGUGAAGACAUCCUUGUGGAAUUUCAAACAUUUACAGACCGGAUUGGAACAAUUACUGUAA
Bufo bufo (common toad) is the source of this 3903-nucleotide messenger RNA. RefSeq names its product nuclear pore complex protein Nup155-like. NCBI's taxonomy places the organism in Eukaryota, Metazoa, Chordata, Amphibia, Anura, Bufonidae. Gene Ontology annotation, cellular component: nuclear pore; nuclear pore inner ring. Bases 1 to 3903 code for a protein of 1300 amino acids. Gene Ontology annotation, molecular function: structural constituent of nuclear pore. The transcript has a single exon. The record is from RefSeq and is a predicted model, not a curated record. Gene Ontology annotation, biological process: RNA export from nucleus; transcription-dependent tethering of RNA polymerase II gene DNA at nuclear periphery; protein import into nucleus.